CGCGUGGGGCGAGAGCGAUGUCCGCUCGGCUCCGCCACUGCGACUACGCGUGGCAGACGAUGAGGUGACGUCAGCGGGUCCAACUGCACGUGAUGAGCUAUUUCCCAGCGCAAAGCUUAAAUCUCAUCCAGACGAAAUAACUUUUACCGAUUUACGGUCCGGUCCACUUCAGCAAAUGGGUCCACCACCAGAGCGGCCGCCGCCACUACCAGCUCGUUUCUUCGACCUCUAUUCUUCGGCUCCACGCAUUGGGGAUGAUCCGGAGCUCCACGACGGCCGGGAGCGCGGUACACCGCACCAAACUGGGCGCUGGCCGACUCAUGUGUUUGUCGAAUGGCUCCCGCCGGCCGAUUUGGCGGACUCGUUAGAGCGGAUACUUCCGGCAGAUGCUUCUUCGCUUCUGCAUUCGCCUUAUGGGGCGCAGCUGCCUCUGCACGUCUCACUCUCGCCGCCGCUGAUGCUGGCGACUGACGACAAAGAGCCAUUUUUAGAGUCGCUGUGGGAGGCGAUAGACGAUGUUUCGUCAUUCACAAUUACGUUUACCGGUCUCAGAUGGCUUACGAAUACAGCUGGCACCCGCGAGUUUUUGGCGCUGGCAGUUACGGAGUCGCAGGAGCUCAUCCGGCUGCUCGAGCAAACCGCGUCCGUGUGUAGAUCAAUGGCCUACGAAACCUUCUCACAGAAAAACCCGCAGCUCCAUGUUUCGAUAGCGUGGAGGCUUCCAGGGAACGCCCGGGAAGGAUCCCAGGAAGAAGUGCCGGUCCUUGCGCAGGAGCUUCUCGACUCGCUCAGAGCGGACGUUGAUACAGUCAAAGUCAAAAUAGGACGCGUUAUCCACCGGAAAAGUCUGUAAAUCUAAUGUCAUUAUCUGGUCGUUGUAUCGUUACUCGUAAUGGUAGUCGUAGACGCCCUGAGCUUUUCUUCGGCUGGUGAUAUGACGCAGUCCGCGUGGGGUGACGUAAUUGAAACCAAAUUUUGAAACUGAACCGUCUGCAUGCACCCAAACCGAACCGGCGCUCGCGAGCACAUGCACG
Messenger RNA from Myxozyma melibiosi, 1034 nucleotides. RefSeq names its product U6 snRNA phosphodiesterase Usb1. Bases 176 to 853 code for a protein of 225 amino acids. Gene Ontology annotation, molecular function: 3'-5'-RNA exonuclease activity. Gene Ontology annotation, cellular component: nucleus. The record is from RefSeq and is a predicted model, not a curated record. The transcript is spliced from 3 exons. NCBI's taxonomy places the organism in Eukaryota, Fungi, Ascomycota, Lipomycetes, Lipomycetales, Lipomycetaceae. Gene Ontology annotation, biological process: U6 snRNA 3'-end processing.